Messenger RNA from Mercenaria mercenaria, 2028 nucleotides. RefSeq lists its product as uncharacterized. The record is from RefSeq and is a predicted model, not a curated record. The transcript has 3 exons. Lineage: Eukaryota; Metazoa; Mollusca; Bivalvia; Venerida; Veneridae. The coding region runs from base 1 to 2028 and encodes 675 amino acids.
AUGGCAGUAGAGCUUGCCUCAGUUAUGACACUCUGUAUAUUGAUGGGGUUGCCCAGCCUCAUAAUGCUCAGGCUCCUAUAUCCCAGGCUAGACAUGCCUCACGUGACUCUGAAGUUGGCAAUCCCAGUACACCUGCUGGCGGACGUGGUCGUGGAAACGGUGCUCGUUCUGGUCGAGGAGGCGCACGCGGUGGUCGUGGAAAUCGUGGCGGCAAUAAUCGUGGCAGAAGACACUGAGUUAUUAGAAACAGAUAUUAUUAACUUUCAAGAAUUUGGAAAAGUACUACUAUGUGGGGAUCUAAAUGCAAGGGUUGGUAAUACAAGACCUGAUUAUAUUGUCUUUGACAGACCUGUAGAUUAUUUAGAUGGUGAGUUUUAUAUACCUGAUAAUCCACUUCCUAGAAUGUCAAUGGACUCUCACACAAAUGCAAAUGGUUUAAGACUCCUAGAUCUCUGUACAUCCACAUCUAUGAGAAUUGCAAAUGGGCGUCUGCCUGGUGAUCAAACUGGUACUUUCACCUAUGUAAAUACAGCAGGGUCUAGUGUUAUUGAUUAUUUACUUUUACAGGAAAACAACUUUGAUAUUGUUAAUAAUUUUAGCAUUGAUAAAUUUACAGAAUGGUCAGACCAUGCGCCUAUUUCCUUUGAUAUUUGUUGUCAUAAUUCUAUAACAAAUAACAACAGUGAUGAACAGCCCGGUAGAAAACGCAGUCAGUUUACCUGGAAUGAGCAGUUAAGAGAUGAUUUUAGAAGGAAAUUAAUUUCAGUUUUACCAGAAUUGAAUAAUGUGGUACAAAAUAUUGAUAUUAGUCAAAAAGAAUCUGUUAAUAAUAGUGUUAAUGCUUUUACAGGUAUCAUCAGAAAUGUAGGUGACCCAUUGUUUGCCAAAGAAUUGAAAAGUAAUACUCAGCCUCGUUAUGAUAAUUCUUGUACGUUAAGUAGAAAAGCAGACUGGUUUGAUGAUGAGUGUAUUGCAGCAAAGUCAUUAUAUACAACAGCUCUAUAUCAGUAUAAUAUACGUAAGUCUAACCAGAAUAGAAUAGCUAUGUGUAACAAAAAAACAGCAUACAAAACACUUAUCAGAAAAAAGAAGCGUAGAUACGAAUAUAAUAAACUUAAACAGAUUGAAAAGCUGAGACAUGCCAAACCAAGAGAUUUUUGGAAAUUAUUUUCAAAAAAGAAAUCUAAACAGAGUAACAUAAAAGUAGAACAGUUUUUUGAAUAUUUCUCCAAUUUAAAUUCUGAUUUAUCAGGCACAACAGUACCGGAAGCAGAGGAUUUUUGCUCUGCUGGAGAAUGUGAUCCGGAUGAUGCUAUUUUUGAGGAGCUUGAUGUUGUAAUUACUCUUGGUGAAAUUAAGUCAGUUUUAAAGACUCUAAAACGUAGCAAAGCAUGUGGCAUAGACUGUUUGUUAAAUGAGUAUUUUAUUGAAUCAUCUGAUAUCAUAGGAGGGCAUCUAGUUGAUCUGUUUAAUUCUGUUUUGAAUUCAGGUUAUUUUCCAGACCAAUGGUCUGAGGGAAUUAUUGUUCCGCUGUUUAAAAAAAAAGAUGUUAACGAUGUAAACAAUUACAGAGGCUUUACUCUUGUUAGCUGUCCUGCAAAAAUAUUCACUGGUGUAUUAAAUACUAGAAUAAAUUCUUGGAUUGAAAAUAAUGAUAUUUUAAGUGAUAAUCAAUUUGGUUUUAGACGCAAUAGAUCUACAGUCGAUGCAAUUUUUGUGUUAAAUGCAGUUGUACAAAGAAUUUUGAGUGAUAAGGGUCGUUUGUAUUGUGCUUUCAUUGAUUUAAAAAAGGCAUUUGACAGCAUAUAUCUAAAUGGGUUAUGGUUUAAGUUUGCAAAGUUAGGUGUUACAGGAAAAAUGUUAAAUAUUAUACGCAGUAUGUACCAUAAAGUCAAAUCUUGUGUACAGGGUUGUAAGACAUACUCAGAAUUUUUUGAAUGUGCUGUUGGUUUAAAGCAAGCUGAAGGGGUCGAACGUAAAGUGUUGUUGCGGGAGCCUUUAUGGGAGGAGCUGUUGUUGUGGGAGUGA